AUGAUCCUUACAUGGAAUGUAAGAGAGCUUAAUAAAAAGGAAAGGCAUCUUGAGAUUAAAGCCCAUCUCAAGAGGUUACAAGUGCCUUGUAUGGCAUUAUUAGAAACUAAAGUCAAAGAGAAUAAUGCUGCAAGAAUAAGACAGACUUUUGGGAAUGAUUGGGAUUGGAUUGACAACUAUGACUAUCAUCCAAAUGGGAGGAUUUGGGUGAUGUGGAAGCAUAAGGAGCUCAAAGUGAAAAUACAAACAAAAGGUGAUCAGUUUAUCCACUGUGAAUUGAGUGAUAACUAUGGCCACAAACUUUGUUUAAUCACCUUUAUUUAUGCUCACAAUCAACUCAUGGAAAGGAAGAAAUUGUGGAAGGAAAUAAAGGACUUGGCUAACAAUGUUCAUGAUCAAUGGAUUGUUAUGGGGGAUUUCAAUAAUGUCCUAAAUAGUACAAAUCAGAUUGGUGGUAAUCCUGUCCAUGGUGCUGAAUUUGAAUAUUUGGAAGCUAUGAUGAUGGAGGCCCAACUUUAUGAACAUGAUACUCGAGACAUUUUACAUGCUCACAUUUCUGACCAUAGUCCCUUGAGAGUGAGUUUUCAUGGCCACCAAGGGAGGAGGUAUCACAUUCAGCCUAGGUUUCGAUUUAUUAACAGUGUGGUUGAACACUCAGAUUUCUUGGACGUGGUUCAGGAAACAAAAGUGUGGACUGAUAAAAUUAUUACUGCCACUGAUGUGGAAGAGAAACUAUUGUUGCAGAAAGCUAAGGCUACUUGGAUAAAGCUAGGGGAUACUAAUAAUAGCUAUUUCCAUGCUAUUGUUAAGGGGAGACAAAAACAGAACAAAAUUAUGCAUUUAAUGGAUCAUGGGGGAAAUAUUCUCACUGAACAACAAGGCAUGGAGCAAGAGAUUUUAAGGAGUGGACCACAACUGAAAGAUGAUAGUAAAAAGACUCUGCAUCAGCCUUUUAUUGAAAAGGAAGUGUGGAAUGCUUUAACUGGUAUUGGUGAUAAUAAAUCUCCAGGCCUUGAUGGGUUCAUUGUAAAAAAAAUUAAGAGUGCCUGGGGCAAGAUCUAUGCAGCUAUCAAUUGUGCAUUGGUAACAUUAAUUCCUAAAACUCCUACUGCUAACAGUAUGAAGGAGAUACGACCAAUCGCCUGCUGCAUCACGGUAUACAAAAUCCUUUCCAAGAUCCUCACAAGCAGGUUGAGUAAAGUAAUAUCUGAGGUUAUUGAUUCGAGCCAGUCAGCUUUUAUCCCUGGUAGAAAUAUUCAUGAUAAUAUUUUAAUGGCAUAUGAACUUCUUCGUGGAUACAACCGUAAGCAUAUUUCUCCUCGUUGUGCUAUCCAAAUGGAUAUCCAAAAGGCGUAUGAUACGGUCGAGUGGAAUGCAUUGGAAACUAUAAUGAAGGAGUUGAACUUCCCUGUCAAGUUCAUUGGUUGGAUAAUGGAAUGUGUCAGUACGGUCUCCUAUAGAUACUCGAUCAAUGGCCAUGUUACAGAUUUACUUAAAGCGAAACGAGGCCUCAGGCAGGGAGAUCCACUCUCUCCACUGCUUUUUGUGUUGGUGAUGGAAUACCUACAUAGAUUUUUUGCCACACUGCAACAUGAACCGAACUUCAAAUUUCACCCCCGAUGUAAGAAAUUAUGUCUAACUAAUAUUUGUUUUGCAGAUGACUUAAUUUUGUUCACUAGAGGAGAUUCAUUAUCAGUUAGCACAAUGAUGAGAACAUUCAAAGAAUUUUCCUUAGCCACUGGCCUUAAAGCCCACCCUGCCAAAUGCAAGCUCUAUUUUGGUGGAGUGCAUCAUGUUGUGCAACAGGAGAUUAAGGAAGGGACUGGAUUUCAGAUUUGA
Messenger RNA from Vicia villosa (hairy vetch), 1839 nucleotides. RefSeq lists its product as uncharacterized. The record is from RefSeq and is a predicted model, not a curated record. The coding region runs from base 1 to 1839 and encodes 612 amino acids. Lineage: Eukaryota; Viridiplantae; Streptophyta; Magnoliopsida; Fabales; Fabaceae. Gene Ontology annotation, molecular function: catalytic activity. The transcript is spliced from 4 exons.